Caenorhabditis remanei is the source of this 570-nucleotide messenger RNA. RefSeq lists its product as uncharacterized. The transcript has 6 exons. NCBI's taxonomy places the organism in Eukaryota, Metazoa, Nematoda, Chromadorea, Rhabditida, Rhabditidae. Bases 1 to 570 code for a protein of 189 amino acids. Gene Ontology annotation, molecular function: oxidoreductase activity, acting on a sulfur group of donors, disulfide as acceptor. The record is from RefSeq and is a predicted model, not a curated record.
AUGGUGAAUAUUGUCGCAUUUGGAGAAGGAAGAUGCUCUGAUACUUCAUAUUGGAUGAAAUGGCACUGGCUUCCGAUGUGGAGAAUGUUGGGCUCGACAGGAAGAAUUAAAUUUGAAUAUCAUCCAUAUGGUAUCAAGACGACGUGCGUGGAUUCAGAUGAUGGUGAUGAUGUUAGUUGUGAGUGUCAUCACGGAGAACGAGAAUGUCUAUUGAAUCAAUUGCAAGCUUGUGUAAUCGAAGCCCUCCCGAACUUUGAAGAGUACAUGGAAUUUGUGACGUGUAUUCAAGGGAAACCGAAUAUAACGGUGGCGGCUGAGACUUGUUUCGAAGGUCCGACGAAAUUGGAAAGAGCGAAAAUGUUGGAAUGUGCUGAUAGUCGACACGGUAGGAAACUGUUCAGUGAUCAUGAGAAAUAUGUCGCUGAAAUGGCUCCGGAAAUGCAUUGGGUUCCUUGGAUAUUAAUCAACGGAAAACGAUACAAGGAAGCAGAAGAAGAUUUAUGGCAGUUCCUUUGUGAUCGCUUCAUCGAUCCUCGUCCAAUCCAUUGCCCAAAAAAGAUAAUAUACUAA